AUGUGCAACCACACCACUGUGCACUACAUCCGGACAACCCCAGGCCCCCCGGUUUUCUGUCACGCCCGUCGCCUUGCCCCGGACCGCAUGCGCAUAGCCAAAGCAGAGUUCGAAGCCAUGCUCCGGGAAGGAAUUGCGCGCCCCACCGACGGCCCAUGGGCCUCGCCACUUCACCUCGUCCCGAAGAAGACCGAAGGCUGGCAGCCCUGUGGGGACUACCGUGCCCUCAACGCCCGCACCAUUCCGGACAGGUACCCUGUUCACCAUAUACACGACUUUGCCCAUUGCAUUUCUGGCUGCCACGUUUUCUCCGUGCUAGCCUUGGUCAAGGCCUACACACAGAUACCUAUAACAGCUGAUGUCCUCGCCGAGGCUCAGACUACGGACGCCGAACUGCAGGAGCUCCUUAAGGGGCCGUUGUCUCCAACUGGACGCUAUCGCUACUGCCUCACCGCAAUCGAUCGGUACACUCGAUGGCCUAAGGCAUGGCCCCUCGAGGGAAUCACUGCGGAAGACGUCGCCUCGGCCUUCUUCGCCGGCUGGAUUGCCCACUUCGGGCCCCCUCGCCGCGUCACCACCGACCAAGGACGACUCUUCGAAUCCCACGUUUUCCGGCUGCUUGGGCUGACCAUCGGGUUCGAACGCUCGCGGACCACCAGCGACCACCCAUGCGCCAACGGGAUGAUCGAGCGUUUCCACCGACAGUUCAAAGCAGCCAUCAUGUGCCACCCGGACUCAACCUGGCCUGAAACCAUCCCAGCCGUCACCCUAGGUCUUUGGGCCACCUUCAAGCCCAACAUUCAGGCUACACCCGCAGAGCUCGUCUACGGGGAAUCCUUCCGUCUCCAAGGCGAAUUUCUUGCUGCACCGCCAUCCACCACCGCGACGUCAGAUCCCACCGAUUUCAUCGCCCGGCUCCGACGCACCAUCGCUGCCCUCCGCCCGUCACCUGCAGCUCACCACUGUAAGACCGCCCCUUUCGGCUUCAAGGAUCUGGCAACGUGCUCGCACACUUUUCUCCGCGACGACACCGUCCGCCGGCCUUUACAGCCACCUCACAGCGGACCCUACCCAGUUCUCCGUCGCAACAACAAAACCUUCACCCUGCGCAUUAAAGGGAGCGCCGUCCGCAUCUCUAUCGACCGGCUGAAGCCGGCCUACACCGAUUCCGCCGAACCAGGGAAUACCAGUGCACCCACAGACGUCCAUCCACGACCGCCGACAUCGCCGCCUGAUUCUGUCACUACACGCAGCGGAUGUCGGGUACGCUGCCCAGAGUUUUACAAGCCCUGA
This is a messenger RNA of Dermacentor andersoni, 1293 nucleotides long. Lineage: Eukaryota; Metazoa; Arthropoda; Arachnida; Ixodida; Ixodidae. The record is from RefSeq and is a predicted model, not a curated record.